This is a messenger RNA of Naegleria gruberi, 696 nucleotides long. RefSeq lists its product as uncharacterized. Lineage: Eukaryota; Heterolobosea; Eutetramitea; Acrasida; Naegleriidae. Gene Ontology annotation, molecular function: FMN binding; pyridoxamine phosphate oxidase activity. The transcript has a single exon. Gene Ontology annotation, biological process: pyridoxine biosynthetic process. Bases 1 to 696 code for a protein of 231 amino acids. The record is from RefSeq and is a predicted model, not a curated record.
AUGCAACAAGAAGGAAACAAUAACAUGACAUUUCCAUCACCAAUGAAAAUCUUUUCCGAUUGGUAUUUGGAAGCUUGUUCAAAUUAUGAAAAAUCUGUAGAGAAAAUUAUUCCUCUCCAAAAGGAAAUUCCAGAACUUUUACUUCCUGCCGAGCCAGCCACCAUGACAGUUGCUACAGUAAAUCCAAAAACAUUGCAACCAUCCACUAGAAAUGUUUUUCUUAAGAGUUUUAAUGUGGAAACAUCGGAAUUUAUAUUUUGUACGAAUUUUAAUUCGAGAAAGGGAAGUGAAAUUGCAGAAAAUUCUAAAAUUGCUUUAAAUUUCUAUUGGAGUUAUGGAUCAGUGAUGAGUUCUAAACAAGUGAGAAUUGAGGGAGUGGCUGAAUUUUGUUCUGAUGAGGAAUCUGAUCAAAUAUUCAAUUCAAGACCAUUGGAAUCGAGAAUUGCCUCCAGUGUGAGUCAACAAUCUCAAGAAUUAGUUGGUGGAAGAGAACAAUUAUUGAAUGAAUUUUUCAAUGCCAUUGAAGAACAAAAACUGUCAGCUCAAGAACCUGUCAGACCAAAGCAUUGGGGAGGAGUUAGAGUAAGAGCUCAUUGUAUUGAAUUUUGGCAGAGUGGUGAUCAUCGUCUUGCCAAUAGAAUUCAAUAUAAAAAAGAACAAGAUAAUUCUUGGAAGAGUACAACUCUCUAUCCAUAA